Messenger RNA from Dentiscutata heterogama, 1539 nucleotides. The record is from the annotation of a GenBank genome assembly. NCBI's taxonomy places the organism in Eukaryota, Fungi, Glomeromycota, Glomeromycetes, Diversisporales, Gigasporaceae.
AUGAAAUCGUUUCUAAAAACUUUGAAAGAAUCGCAAAAGCCUUUUCAGGCAACGUUACAAGCGUUAACUUCGACAAAUGCACAGCCGUUAACUUCGACAAAUGCACAAACGUCUACUUCGACAAAUGCACAGUCGUUUUCUUGUGACAAUAUUCCUGGUAUACCACAAAAUGGGAAUGAAUACUCUAAAUUAUUAGGUUAUUCUUUGUACUUCUUUGAAGCCCAAAGGAGUGGUGUUUUACCUGCAAAUAAUAGGGUACCAUGGAGACACAAUUCUGCGCUUACCGACGGCCAUGAUGUUGGACUAGAUCUCACAGGGGGAUAUUACGAUGCAGGCGAUUACUUAAAAUUCACAUUACCGUUAUCAUGGUCUUUAACGAUUGUGUCAUGGGGCGCUCUUGAGUGGUUUGAGGGGUAUCAAUUAUCAGGUCAGACUGGACACCUUUACGAUAUGGUCAAAUGGGGCACCGAUUGGUUGCUUAAAGCUCAUCCUUCACCCACCAUACUGUAUGUCGAGGUGGGUAUAGACACAGUGGAUCAUGAUUAUUGGGGUCCUGAUACCGGUAUGCCAUAUCCUCGACCAUCAUUCUGCAUUGAUGCUUCGCGUCAUGGUACGGAUGUAGCAGCAGAAGCUGCUGCUGCAUUAGCAUCGGCAUCUCUUUUGUUCCGUACAAAAUUUAAUCAACCAGACUAUGCCGAUUUGUUACUUCAACACGCCGUGGAUCUUUUCAAUUUUGCAGAGACAAAACCACAUCAAGUGUACACUGUUGCUGUUCCACAAGCCAAAGAAGCAUAUGAAUCCUCACGUUAUGACGAUAAAUUGGUUUUCGCGGCACUAUGGUUGUUUCAAGCAACCAAUCAAAUUGGUUAUUUAGAUAAAGCAAUACAUUAUUUUUACGAAUUUUCACAAGAUGAAUGGACUAGUGCAAUUAAUUGGGAUGAUCAUUCAGGCUCUAAUUAUAUUUUAUUUGCUAUGCUUACGGAAAGGGUAGGAAGAGAUUGUUCACCCUGGAAGGCAGAAGCCGAAAAGUAUUUGGAUGGAAUGGUGAACCAAAGGCAUAAAGAGUGUCAUCUUACAAAAGGUGGAUUAUUAUGGCUUAAAGGUGAUAGUGAUAGUGCUUCGUUAAAUGUGGCGCUUAAUAUUUCAUUCGCAUUACUUGUUUAUGCACGCCAUGCCACAACAUCAGAUAAAACCAAGUCAUAUACGAAUUUUGCGUUAUCACAAAUUGAUUAUUCGUUGGGAAGGAAUCCGCUGAAUAAAGUUUAUGUUGUUGGUGCACAUCAUAGUUCGCCAAAGAACCCACAUCAUGCCGGUGCAAGUGGAGGGACAGAUAUCGGGAAUAUACGUCAUCCGCCAGUGUCAAGAUAUGUUUUGUACGGCGCUGUUGUUGGAGGACCAGACAAAAAGGACAAAUAUAAUGAUGACAGGGAAGAUUAUGCCAGAUCAGAGGUGACAUUAGAUUAUAAUGCACCAUUUCAAAGUUUGAUGGCUUACCAAGUUAUGCAUGCUAAUUAUCCACCGCCAUAUCUCGCUUAUUAA